AUGGGCAGAUUCUCACACCAACGAGAAAAUGGACAACGACAGAACUACAACAACACCCCACAGAACAACAGGCAAGGCAGCCAGUACCCCGAACGCCAUCGCGACGGAGAGUGGCGCCGCGAUGAGGCUCGCGACAUCUGGUACGGCUGGAACUUUGAUCACCAUGGAUGGCGCAUCGUCGACGUCGAUCAACGCACAUGGGUCGAAGAAGUGGCCCGGCCGGUCGGCCCAGUCGCCCAGUUAGAGACCAAUUUUGAAGCCGAUCUCGAACCCAUGAAGCGUGAGAUGGCUCAAGACUUCAACCGCAUGAAGCGUAAGGUGUCUCAAACCAGCAUGGGCAAUUCCUCACCACCACAGAACACAGGAACUUCGCGUGGCAGGAAAUCGCAGCGCCAGCCCGAGUCUCAGCAGCCUCCGACCAAGUUCACAYAGCCUCCGUCUCCGCAUCAGCUUCAAGCCAAGCACGGCCAACCGAAGGACGAAUCGCAGAGCUUAAGCACCCGAGGCGGCUGUCAUCGCCAAUACCCAAACAUGUUUGAGCAGGGCCCACAGCAACCACAGAGCGUUGGAACCAACGCCUGGCAGCAGCAGAGUCAACUUCAUCCACGAAGCACAGCGCGUGUCAUGAAUGAGUCUCAGUAUCGUCUGCCUGCCGCUUCACGGCGCGUUGCUGCGCCUCGUGGUCGUUCCGACACUCGCGGUGAGGACAGCGGGUCACAGGUUCCUGUGCCUCCACCAGCCAGCAAACCGUCGCAAAAGCAGCAGCAACUGCAGCAGCAGCAGCAACAUACUGCACCGCGUUCCCAGCAGACCCCCAGCAGUCGCGGAGGCUUGGGCAGUCGUGGAGGUGCCCGGGGCGCCGCCACUCAACAGGCCGCUCCCAGCAGGUUCGACAGCUUUGAUGCCACUACAGCUGCCAACGCUGCCCGCGCCGAAGAGGAGAAGAAGGCUGCCCGCGAUGCCAAGGCUCAGCGAGGUGGCCGCUCUGGUCGAGGUGCCCACACCACAUCCACCCGAGGCCAAUCGACCAUGACGCCGCCUGGUAGAUUCCAGCGAAUGGCGUAUGUCGCCGCCAACGAUCGCGAUCUCUCGAUCACCGUGACSGAUCCUGAGAUCCCAACAACAUCAGAAGAGUUGGAGCAGUUCGUUACCGACCAGCACAACCUGCCAUUGUUUGGUCACAUCACCGAGACUUACUACCAAGAUGCUGUGUCGACGGAUCCUAAGCUUCGCCACAAUAGCGCCAACCAGUGGUGGGAGCAAAACCAGAACAUCAUCGUGUGUGCGCAAUGCACAGCUCUCAAGAAGUCGUGCGACCAUAAUGUCCCAUGUGGUCCAUGCGUGAAAGAAGGCUGGCCAUGCAAGAUAGCGGUGUGCAGUCACCCGAGUGACUGCUAUCUUGAGAACUGCCACAAGAUGCACACGCCACUGAGAGCGUGCAUCAUCGAGGCUGCGAUAACGAAAGGCUACUCGGGUAGGGACUUUGUCGACAGGUGGGUCAGAACCCGCACAAUCGACAUGGACCCGAUAGAAUACAAAACCCAGCCCAGAGAGUGGRGAACAACACCGUCAUCGCUGCCUCCGGUCGGAUCUGCGCUCCCAUUUGAUAAGAGUCGUGCACUGGAUCCCAACGCGAAGCCAGACUACGGCUACAAGACCAGUGAAGAGCCACGCUUCGUCGUCUAUUUGAAGCAGGGCACAGAUGCAUUCAAGAAUCGUGUCUUUGCAGACAGCGAGCGCAUGGAAGCGCUUGAGCGCCAGCGCAUACACACCGAGCAGAUCAAGGCACAGAAUGACAAGCGUCAAGUUGGCAACAACAUGGCCAAAAUUCUCGCCCUCGCCGGCGGUACGGAAGGCAUGGACGUCGAGGUCGGCGGCGGUGAAGCGACCACCUCACCACCGUCGAAGGCAUCGCGGAACGGCUUCGCAAAGGAGAACGCCAAGGCAGCGCAGGCGCACAAGACACCCGAGGCCCAGGCCCAGGCCGCCGAGGAGCGGGCGCGGAGAGUGAAGGAGCCUUCUAAGCCAUUCACUUUGAGGCUUGUCGAGGUGUUUGGUGAUGGAUCCUCGUCUGACAGCGACGAGGAUGAAUCCAUCUCCGGUGGUGUAGGCGCAGGCUGA
This is a messenger RNA of Ramularia collo-cygni, 2121 nucleotides long. RefSeq lists its product as uncharacterized. The coding region runs from base 1 to 2121 and encodes 706 amino acids. The transcript has a single exon. The record is from RefSeq and is a predicted model, not a curated record. Lineage: Eukaryota; Fungi; Ascomycota; Dothideomycetes; Mycosphaerellales; Mycosphaerellaceae.